CACCCCCUAUUCACCACUCAAAUUGGAUAGAAUUUUCACGAAACCGAAAGGAAAAAGAAAAUCAUACUAAGAAGAAACUGAGAAAAACCAAAAAGGGUGCAGUGAAGUAUUCACACCAGAAAAACCGAUCCUUCGAGGGCUAAAAAGGUGAUGGGGUUGGGGAAUGAAAUAAAUGCGUGCCACACUCACCGUAGACUUUCCCAAUGAUGCCCACGGUGGAGGUCAUCUGGAGAUCCGGAAAAGUCAGCGGCAGCGUGUGCGGAUGGAGCUGAGCUGGCCCACCGGGAGCCAGCUCACGCUCCGUGGACAUUUUAGUCGGUGUCGGCGUCAGUUUGAGGCGGCGUCGCUGCUCCUGAAAAAUCAAGGAAUUCCUCUUCCUGCUCUCCACACCCAAAGUGGCAGCUACGAAUCCCAAGUGCGUGGUCAAGCCAGAAAUCGUCUGCGAUCGCCAGCCGGCCAACAUCAAGUUUGCCCUGAUUGAUUCAGCGCAAGAACAAGCCCAAGUCAAGGAGAUCCGCUUCAACAGCGAUAACCUAAACACACUAGAGCUGCUGCAGCUGUGCAACAAGCACGUGUCCAGCUUGGCACCGCGCGAGGAGAUCACCAACAAGGUCCUGACCAAGGCGGAGAAACAGAAACUAGCAGGAGGCGCCGGCGGCGGAAAGAAGGCAACCAAGAAGAAGUAACCAUCAGGAUGGUGAGGAAGCACAAAGGAACACUGGCGGUGAUCGAGAAGAUCUACCAGGAUAUACCCGCAUUCUCCGACAUCUUCACCGAGGAGAGCUUCUACAUGUUCGCCUUCUGUUUCGUGUGCGCCACCAUUCUGGUGGCCUUCAUUCUCUCCCGGUUCAUCACCAUCAAGCCCGUCGAUUUCUAAGCCAAUUGUAUUGUUCAAUUCCGCACACGUACUUUUCAAAAUAUAUAUACGCUCUAACAUGUAAC
Molecule: messenger RNA, 942 nt
Organism: Drosophila melanogaster (fruit fly)
Lineage: Eukaryota; Metazoa; Arthropoda; Insecta; Diptera; Drosophilidae
Exons: 3
Coding region: 695-877 (60 amino acids)
Source: RefSeq, marked reviewed